Tachysurus vachellii is the source of this 1667-nucleotide messenger RNA. RefSeq names its product epidermal differentiation-specific protein-like. The record is from RefSeq and is a predicted model, not a curated record. The transcript has a single exon. NCBI's taxonomy places the organism in Eukaryota, Metazoa, Chordata, Actinopteri, Siluriformes, Bagridae. Gene Ontology annotation, biological process: visual perception; lens development in camera-type eye. Bases 376 to 1380 code for a protein of 334 amino acids. Gene Ontology annotation, molecular function: structural constituent of eye lens.
AAUGUGCUUUCAUUCUAACUGAAGAAAACAGCAGUGAAAAAGGAGCAGUAGAACCUGUCACCUCUCCCUGUGAUUCUGUUUGAACUACAGUGAAAUGAAAAGCGUAACAAACCAGACUACUUUUCUCUUCCCAGGACGGAAGACUGUGUGGACAGGGUGGGUUCUUCAUGUUCUACAACAAAAUAGAUCUUUUAAAAGGUUACAAUCCCACGCCUCAGAGAUCUCGGCAAUUUUUACUCUUGACUUCAUCAGAAAACCGCCUUGGUAUUUUAAAUGUGUGACACGCCUCCGUUGAGGCAGACGGACUUAUAGUUUUGCUGAAUUGUGAGUCGCUUUCUGCUCUGUCUGUGUUUCUCUGAGUCAACUCCUUCAGCCAUGAACAAGAUCAUCGUUUAUGAACAUUGUAACUUUGAGGGCCUCAGCAGAGAGUUCACUUCUGAUAUCCCGGAUUUAAUUCAACUAAAUUUUAAUGACUGCAUCUCCUCUCUGAAAGUCAUCGGGAAUCCAUGGGUGGGGUACACAGGUGCUAAUUACACUGGUGAACCGACUGUCUAUGAGGAAGGAGAAUAUGCCAGCGUGUACUACAACGAUGAUAUUUCUUCACUACAGCUGGUGACAGAAGACCUGGACAAUCCUCAGAUCACACUGUAUGAAGAGGAGAACUAUCAGGGCCGGAGCCUCGUCCUCGACUGUGAGACCAACUUGCAUUAUGGCAAUUUUAAUGACAAAACAUCAUCUCACACGGUGCAGAGUGGAGCCUGGGUUCUGUAUCAACAUAAACAGAGAGGUGGGUAUAUCCUGGUGGCCAGAGCUGGUCAUGAUGUUCCUAAGUACAACUGGUUUGAUAACCGUCUGAGUCACGUCCGUCCUCUUAAAGCUGGCAAAACCACCAUUAAAGCUGAAUUGGAAUGGGACAAAAAGAAAGAAACUUUAAAAACAGUCAUUAUCGACUCCAUCUCUGGUGUGAAUUAUGGAUCUGAGAAACAAACCUUCACCACUGAUCUGACUCGAGGGUUUUCAGGAUCUGUCACUGAGAGCUUCAAGUUCAGCAAUUCCACCCUGAUUGGUUUAGGAACCAAAUUUGAAUUAUCACUGUUUGGUUUUAAAGGUGAGCGCACCUUAAAUGUCAGUAACACCUUUUUAGUGGAGAAGGGCAGCAGCAACACCAAAACUACAUCUGACAGUAUCAAAGUCUCCAUGCCAGCCAGCAUUCCUCCUCGCACCAAACUAACAGUGAACGUGGUGAGGAAGGAGAUGACUGUUGUGAUCCCCGUCAAGCUGACCAUCACCAAUGGCUUUCACACUAAUGUUGAGUAUGGAGAGUACCAGUGCGAGCAGGGGAACUCUAUUAGCACUGAAUUCAAGGAGGAGACGGUCUAAUACAGCCGUGUUAGAACUACAGACUUAGGAUACCAUCAACCUAAAACUGUGUUUAGAGUUUUUUUUUCUAUACCACGGAACUACACAAAGCAGAAGUGAUCUUUCAUUUAGUAUAAGUAAUGAAUAUACUGUAUGUAUCACUGUAUUAUGAUUCAGUUAAUGUUUUGGUUUAUUAGUAUAUAAUGUGAUGUUACUGCCCUGGUUAUUGAACAUCCAAUAACACAAUGAUUUUUAUUCUAACAUUAAAACUUAAUGAAUAAAUAAAACUCAAACAUUUCUUCAUCUCA